This is a messenger RNA of Photinus pyralis (common eastern firefly), 1224 nucleotides long. Its product is annotated as ADP-ribosylation factor-like protein 8B. The transcript has 4 exons. Gene Ontology annotation, cellular component: lysosomal membrane. The record is from RefSeq and is a predicted model, not a curated record. Gene Ontology annotation, biological process: anterograde axonal transport; protein transport. Gene Ontology annotation, molecular function: GTP binding; GTPase activity. The coding region runs from base 127 to 687 and encodes 186 amino acids. NCBI's taxonomy places the organism in Eukaryota, Metazoa, Arthropoda, Insecta, Coleoptera, Lampyridae.
CUCUAGUAAACAAAAGUGACAAAUAAAUGACACAUAAAAAUUAAAUGUUUUAUUAUCAACAUUUUAUCUUAAAAGUAUUUGUUAACACAUUUAUUGUUUAACUUUUACAAAAGCAAAAAUUUAACGAUGUUAGCGUUAAUGAACAGGAUACUAGAUUGGUUUCGGAGUCUCUUCUGGAAGGAGGAAAUGGAGCUGACACUGGUCGGGCUUCAAUACUCUGGAAAGACAACUUUCGUUAAUGUGAUAGCGUCGGGCCAAUUUAGCGAAGAUAUGAUACCGACUGUAGGUUUUAAUAUGCGAAAAAUCACCAAGGGGAACGUCACAAUUAAAGUGUGGGAUAUCGGGGGGCAACCGAGAUUUAGGUCGAUGUGGGAACGUUACUGUAGAGGUGUCAAUGCGAUUGUAUACAUGGUAGAUGCUGCCGAUCCUGAGAAGAUCGAAGCGUCCAGAAAUGAAUUGCACAAUUUGCUCGAUAAACCGCAACUGGCGGGCAUACCGGUUUUAGUGUUGGGAAAUAAGCGCGAUCUCCCACACGCUUUGGAUGAGAACGGUCUGAUCGAACGAAUGAAUCUGUCGGCAAUUCAAGAUCGUGAAAUUUGCUGUUAUUCGAUCUCGUGCAAAGAAAAGGAUAACAUCGAUAUCACACUGCAAUGGCUUAUUGCACACUCGAAGUCUGGUAUGCAUUAGGUAAUAUUCUAAGUCUAGGAAGUGUAUUAAUAAGUAAAUGUUAACAUAAACCUUUAUAAGGCUGCAUGAUUAUUAUUUUGUGCUCGCUAUUAAUUUACUACAAUUGUGAUCAUAAGACAGCAGAGUUUCACGUUCUAUUUUGUACUUCAACUUUCCGAAAAAACCAGACAGAAUUUGUAUAAAGUCGACGAAGUUUUGCUUUUGAAUCUCGAACCGCGUACCGCUUUAGAUUAUGUGAUGAUAAUGAAAGUAUUAGUGAUAUUAAUUUGAAAUUCAGAAUAGGAAUAGAGAUUUAUUGUGUAUAUCCCUUAAUUAUUGAGAGAUCAAUGUAGACUUAGAUGAUUAUAUUAUGGGCUAUUUGUAAUUUUUUGUAUAUAAUUUAUAUCGUUGUAGUCACCGGUACGUGAGCUUGCUUAUUACAAAAUCGCAAGACACAAAGAAUUGCUCAUUUGGCCUCUUUUGUACUUUUAAAUUUUCUGUUCGUUUUUGGGCUAAAAGUAACCAAGUACUUUUAAUAAAGUAAAGAAUAUGAAUUUA